AUGUCUUUACCUGAUAUCAAUCGAUACGUCGCUCUUGAUUGCGAGAUGGUAGGAGUACGCGAUCCCGACAGAUUCGGCGGUCAGAUGUCCAGGGCAGCCCGUGUGGCCAUAGUGAAUCACUAUGGAGGUGUUUUGUUCCACUCGUACAUUCAUGCUCCUCGUCACGAAGUACUGGACUGGCGAAGUUACAUAACUGGUAUCUAUCCAGGAGACCUCGAUAAUGGUCAGGUCUUCAACAUCCUUAGAGGCAAAAUUAUUGUUGGGCAUUCUGUCAACCAAGAUCUGGAUGCUCUUGGGUUCACUGCUCCGGCCUCCAUUUUACGUGAUGUAGCGACCUACCGACCUUUCCUCUUCGAUGGUCAGCUCAGAUCUCUACGUGACCUUGCCAGGAAUAUCCUAGGCAGGUCGAUCCAAGUCGGCGUACAUGAUCCGGUUGAAGACGCUCAAGCUUCCAUGGAUAUCUUCCUCGCCGUCAGGAGGGCAUAUGAGAAGUCCGUGUCUAAUGGCAAUUUGUCUGCUUUUUACUCCCAGUUCAGGAUUCGAGCUCUCGGAUUGCUAAGAGGUAACGCCGUAGCGACAGAGGGCGUUCCUUCCAACCUCUCAGACAACCAAGCGGGCGACAACCCAAGUCGGGGUUGA
Tremella mesenterica DSM 1558 is the source of this 639-nucleotide messenger RNA. RefSeq lists its product as uncharacterized. Gene Ontology annotation, cellular component: nucleus. The record is from RefSeq and is a predicted model, not a curated record. Bases 1 to 639 code for a protein of 212 amino acids. Gene Ontology annotation, molecular function: exonuclease activity; nucleic acid binding. Gene Ontology annotation, biological process: rRNA processing; ribosomal large subunit assembly. The transcript is spliced from 8 exons. NCBI's taxonomy places the organism in Eukaryota, Fungi, Basidiomycota, Tremellomycetes, Tremellales, Tremellaceae.